UAAUUACUGUUAUUCAUCUGCCCGGAUUAUCUAGGUAAUUGUAACUGUGAAACCAAUGUUAUAUUUGACUGUCAUUUAGGAGCUGAUUAUUCUAGAGGAGAAUAAGGGUGAAUGAGUUUGAAAUUACCAUCAAUAUUCUAGGUCUCUAUGGUUGGAAUACAUUUAUGUGAUGUUGUUUGCUUUCCCAGAUUCUCAGUCCUUUUUUUCUCAGAAAUAGAAGACCUGCUACAGUUUUGAAAAGGAGACUAUUCCUUAGGACUUGGACAAUGAAUUCUCCUGACCUCUGGAAUUCAUCAGAAGUGCAAUAUUGCUUUGACUUUGUUAACAAUUCCUGCCCUAGACAUGUAAGGCCUGCCAUUAGUGUUUGGGUCAUGUACAUGGUCAUGAUUAGUGCCAUAGUGAUGACGAUGCUUGGAAACUUGGUGGUCAUCAUCUCCAUCUCCCAUUUCAAGCAGCUCCACUCUCCAACCAACUUCCUGAUCCUCUCCAUGGCAACAACAGACUUUCUGCUCAGUUGUGUGGUGAUGCCUUUCAGCAUGAUCAGAUCCAUUGAAGCCUGCUGGUAUUUUGGAAGGCUCUUUUGUAGAGUACACAGCUGUUGUGACAUCAUGCUUUGUACCACUUCCAUUUUCCAUCUUUGUUUUGUCUCAGUAGACCGCUACUAUGCCGUGUGUCAGCCCUUACAUUAUGUCACCAAAAUCACCAUUCCAGUAAUCCAGGUCUUUUUGUUCAUCAGCUGGUCCAUCCCAAUCUUCUUUGCCUUUGGUCUUGUGUUCUCAGAAUUAAACAUCAUUGGUGCUGAAGAAUUUAUGGCAGCAAUUGACUGUGAAGGUCUAUGUACUCUAAUAUUUAACAAACUCUGGGGGGUUCUGGCCUCUUUCAUUGCUUUCUUUCUCCCUGGCACAGUAAUGGUAGGUAUUUACAUACAUAUAUUUUCUGUAGCCAGGAAACAUGCCAAGCAAAUUGAUACUCUUCCUAAUUUGAAGGGUGGAGAAGCUAAAACAAAAGCCUCAUCCAAGAAAGAAAGCAAGGCUACCAAGACUUUGAGCAUAGUUAUGGGGGUGUUUGUUCUGUGCUGGCUGCCAUUUUUUGUCCUCACUAUCACAGAUCCUUACAUUAACUUUACCACCCCUGAAGAUUUAUACAAUGCUUUCCUCUGGUUGGGUUACUUCAAUUCCACCUUCAAUCCAAUAAUUUAUGGGAUGUUUUAUCCUUGGUUUCGUAAGGCAUUUAAGAUGAUUGUGACUGGAACAAUCUUCCGCCCAGACUCAUCUACCCUUAAUCUGUUCCCUGCACAUGCUUAGACAAUACAUAGAUUUUCCAGUGAUUCUACUGUGAUGGUGAUCACUCUGUCAUUGUUCCAGAGGGGCAGAUUAAAUGCCUGCUAUUCUGUCUCAAGCUCAAUAAUUGUUGAUCA
Monodelphis domestica (gray short-tailed opossum) is the source of this 1417-nucleotide messenger RNA. RefSeq names its product trace amine-associated receptor 4-like. NCBI's taxonomy places the organism in Eukaryota, Metazoa, Chordata, Mammalia, Didelphimorphia, Didelphidae. Gene Ontology annotation, cellular component: membrane. Gene Ontology annotation, molecular function: trace-amine receptor activity; 2-phenylethylamine receptor activity. The record is from RefSeq and is a predicted model, not a curated record. Gene Ontology annotation, biological process: G protein-coupled receptor signaling pathway; behavioral fear response; chemosensory behavior.